GCUGCGGCCCGGUCCGGCCGCUGGGUGCGAGAUGGCCGCCGGUGGGAGCCGCGGACUGCUGCGGCUGUGGCUGCUGGCGGCGGCGGCGGGGCUGGCGGCGGGCAGGGCUCCCAGCUGCCACGAAGUUCGGACGGCGUUCCAGCUGCGGCAGAUCGGGCCCCUCAAGCUGGUCCCCGACGUGCCCACGGCUGAGUCAGAUUUACAGAUCUGUCAAGAUAGAGCACCAACAUGCUGCACCAAAAAAAUGGAAGAGAGCUACCAGGCAGCUGUUCGAAGAGAGAGGAUGCAGAGUAUCCAGGCACUCAAUUUUGAACUGAAGUACAUGAUUGUUGGCCAUACCACAGCUUUUCAAGAGGCCUUUGAGUCCUUCCUGCGCUUAGCUGAAAAUCGCACAAGAUCUCUGUUUGAGGCAGCUUACAGACCUAUGGCAAAAGAAGCAGCAGAGCCUGUUAAAGAACUUUUUACAGACAUCUCCCUCUACAUCCUGGGUGCAGAGACUACAGUGGAAAAUGCAGUAUUACGUUUUUUUGACAGUCUUUUUCCUCUGGUGUAUAGUCGGCUAAUAAAUCCAGGAAUUACUGAUUUGUCAGAGGACUAUACAGAAUGUCUUCGGCUUACGAGGCAAGACAUAAAUCCUUUUGGACACUAUUCUAAAAACAUGGUUACAGAGCUGUCAAAAUCUCUUUGGGCAAGUAGGAUGCUCAGCCAGGCCCUCAGUCUGGGCACUGAAGUGAUAAAUACUACUGAACAUGCUGCCCUCACCAAGGAGUGCAGUAGAGCUCUAGUGAGGAUGCAGUACUGCCCACAUUGCCAGGGUCUGACACUGAUCAGACCCUGUGUUGGAUACUGUCUGAACGUGAUGAGGGGCUGUUUGGCCAGUGUGUCGGAACUGGAUAUGCAAUGGAGGGAGUAUAUCUCCACACUGGAAUAUCUGACUAAUGAAAUGGGUGCCUCGCAUGAUCUGGAAAUAGCACUGACGGGAAUCUGGAACUCCAUCAAUGAAGCCAUCCUGCACGCACAGUUAAAUGGACCACAGCUUUCUGCUACAGUUGAUAAAGUGUGUGGACAGCCCAAACGCCAAGAAGGGAACCUGUCAUCAGGCCAUAUAGUGCCACUGAAGAAAGCAACUGAAGCCCAGACGCUUGUAUUGGCUCAUGCUAGUCUGAACAAUAAAAGAAGAGAAUUCAUCAAUUACAUGAAGCGAUCCCGAACCUUUUAUGCCUCUAUAGCAGAAAGGCUGUGUGAUGGAGACCUGGUAAUGAGAGACAGCUCAACCUGCUGGAAUGGAGAAGAUGUUGUAGAGAGUUAUACCAGCAGAGUUGUUUCCAGUGGACUGAAGGCUCAAAUUAAUAAUCCAGAACUGAAAGUCAGAGGACUAGACCCACUCAUCAGCAAUUUGAUUGAUAAGCUUCAGAACUUUAAUCAACUGGAUGCUGAGAAAGCAAAAUUAAAACUGGAAAGAUGGUCUUCCCGAGAUACUGGCAGUGGGGGAGGAAGAAGUGAAGAGUUGGAGACAAGUGGGGACUGUGAUGAUGAGGAUGGCUGCCAAGGAUCUGGUGACAGGAUUCACACAGCAGAUAUACUCAAGGACAAGAGAACCCAUCCAGAAAACAGAAAUGAACCAAAACCAACCAUGAAAAAGAUUGUCACCACAACCACCACAAGCACUGUCAAGUCAUCCUCUAAACACAGUGUAACUGGAAAUGGGAGCAGUGCGGCCCUGAGUUCCUCACUUGUUAUUUUAACAGCACUAGCAGUUCUGUGGCCUUGCCCCCCAUAGCUGCACACUACUGCAGCCACUGCACAAGCCUUUCUGUUCACUGUCAUGUAUACCUGCAGCCUUACCCAGAGAAAACAAAGCGAAAUAGCUGUCUAUUUUACUUGAUGUUAGAAUAAAUAUUAAACAAUGUGCUGGAGUUGGUGGAUAGGAAGCGUCCUCACCUAGAGUGAAGAUAGCUUUUGACAAAGCCCAGCCAGGAUGCAGAGAAAAUGAUGACAGAUAUUCAAUUAGCUUUAGUUAUGGGAUAGGAAUAAUUGAGAACAUGAGAACUGUGUAUGUGUGUUACUGUUUUUCUCAGUUAUAUUCACUGGAAUCAGAUUGGCUGUUGUUUUUUUUUUUUUUAAGUUUUUUCUGAUAAAUUAAAGGAAUGGUCAGUCUUCAAAUCUAAGCCAAUACAUGCAUUAUUCCUCCAGUGAGCGGCUAAUAAGCUACAUCUACAGCUGUAAAACAUGCUAAAGUGAAGUACUUUGACCAACUUGAUGAAAUUCCUAAGUGGUCAAGAAGAUCAAAGCAUGUCUGAAAUUUCUUUUAACUGCUACUGUUUAGAUUGUAGGAAGCCGCACAAAAGCAUAAGGCGUGUUUAAUAUAUCAGCAUACUUGCCUUAACAAUUGCAAAAAUUAGAAACACUUUGUUUACUGAGAGCAAUAUAGAUAGUGAGUUUCCCUGCUCCACAAAAUGGUAUCACCAAAUGCUCAAACAUAUGCUCAAGGCUGAUGGGAUGAAUGUCCAGCAGCAGGAAAUACCAGCACAAUAGUAUUUUCUUCAGUUGAAUGCAGUUUUGUACAGUGGUGGGGGGGAAAAACAUUCAGUUAAAAUUCACUUUGUCUGUGUGUUGUUAAAGAGAAAAUAACUUUAAUUUUCCGUAAAGGACUGAGAGGUGUAAGUUAAUGGGAACUACCAUUAAACACAACCAAGAUUUUGGGCAUUGUGGAUCUCUGAAAUCAACUGUUUCAUAAACUCUGUAUUAUUUAAUUACAUUUAAUGUUUAAAAUUUUCUAUCACUAUAGGUGUAAAUGUAAAAUAGUCAAAUCUAGAAUAUUCUUUAUUACAUCUCAAUUUCUAUCCUAGAAAAUGUCAAAAUGUGCAUUAUAUUUCAAGGCUUCUUUUUUUUUUAUCCAUCAUAUCUUGAUAUAUUAUAACUUUUCAAAUGGAAAGUACUAAACUUCUAAUGGAUUAAGUGUCAGUGUGUGUUUUCCAACAGCUAUGUUUACAGUACCAUUGAAUAUAUGUAUACAAACACAACUGUAUGAAUACAGCAAUUAAUGAUAAGUUUGUGAAACAUUAGAAUUGUUAUACUUGCUGCAUUUCAUAACUGUUACAACAACUUAAUGUCCAUUUUCAUGUUGUAGACUGUUAUUGUGUACAGUUUUAUAAGAUUGAACGUAAAACUUUUUUUUUUUUUUUGUAGAGCAUCUCUUUUGAUAUAUAAAUCUUUUGAUACUUACAGUUACACAGCCACUGACAUCAUCCAGAAGAACCCUAUGACUCACUAAUCAGCUUCAGGCAUUUUAUUGAGAAACCUUGAUUGUGAAGGACAUCUUGAUUUAAAGGAAGUGUUAUGUGUCAGUGUUACUGAGUGCCAUUGUAUGUAAAGUGGCAAUAAUGCAAGACAACACAACACAUAACCGGACAAAGACUCACUGUGCUUGCCAUGUUUUCAGAUGGCAUUAGUGAACAUGUCUAAUUAUAUUUGCAGAGAUGGGGUCUUCGUUGUUUUGGUUUUUUUUAAUUGGGCUGUAAGUUUUCAUUGACAGAUAUAGAAGUGUAAUCAGAACCAUCGACAGGUGUGAAGGAGUUGGCUCUAAAGUGAAAAAAAAGAAUUCUGAAAGUGUUCAAUUUUAACGUUGAAACAAGGAGAUGAAAUAGAAAAAGAUUCUUGUGCUAAAGUGAAAUAUUUUCUAUUUUGUGUUCCGAUUUUUCACUAUGCUAAGGUUAUUAAUAUCACUCAGUAGGGCUUUCCAAAUCGUAUCAGUGUAAAUCAGG
This is a messenger RNA of Phasianus colchicus (ring-necked pheasant), 3764 nucleotides long. Its product is annotated as glypican-5-like. Gene Ontology annotation, biological process: regulation of protein localization to membrane; positive regulation of canonical Wnt signaling pathway; cell migration. Lineage: Eukaryota; Metazoa; Chordata; Aves; Galliformes; Phasianidae. The record is from RefSeq and is a predicted model, not a curated record. Gene Ontology annotation, cellular component: plasma membrane; cell surface; extracellular region.